Vicia villosa (hairy vetch) is the source of this 603-nucleotide messenger RNA. RefSeq lists its product as uncharacterized. The record is from RefSeq and is a predicted model, not a curated record. Bases 1 to 603 code for a protein of 200 amino acids. Lineage: Eukaryota; Viridiplantae; Streptophyta; Magnoliopsida; Fabales; Fabaceae. The transcript has a single exon.
AUGACUUCCGACGCUGCAGUUUCAAGCAUCAAAGUUAUGAACCAGGAUCUUGUCAAAUUGGAUCGUUUUGAUGGAACUAACUACACCAGAUGGCAAGACAAGAUGACAUUCCUACUGACUUCCUUGAAGGUUCAUUAUGUCUUGGAUCCCGACUUAACACCAAUUCCUGAACCAACCGAAAAUGAUUCUGAAGAAGUCAAGAAGGAACGCAUGAAACGUAAGAAGGACGAACUGCUAUGUCGUGGACAUGUUUUGAACACACCAUCUGAUCGUCUCUAUGACCUCUAUACGGAUAAUCCGUCAACAACAGAAAUUUGGAAAGCACUCGAAUUCAAAUUCAAGGCUGGAGAGGAAGGUACGAAGAAGUUCUUAAUUUCUAAAUAUUUUGAUUUUAAAUUCAUAGACUCUAAGCCCAUUCUUCCCCAAGUGCAUGAAUUGCAAGUUCUUGUGAAUAAAAUAAAAGCAGUAAAAAUAGACAUUCAUGAGACCUUUCAAGUUGGUGCAAUCAUUGCAAAAUUACCACCUUCUUGGAAAGGUUACAUAAAGAAAUUGUUGCACAGUUCUGAGGACUUCUACUUGGAGAAAAUCCAAAAACAUCAUUGA